Molecule: messenger RNA, 1780 nt
Organism: Diceros bicornis minor
Lineage: Eukaryota; Metazoa; Chordata; Mammalia; Perissodactyla; Rhinocerotidae
Gene: RCN2
Product: reticulocalbin 2
Exons: 7
Coding region: 159-1112 (317 amino acids)
Cellular component (GO): endoplasmic reticulum
Molecular function (GO): calcium ion binding
Source: RefSeq, a predicted model, not a curated record
AGGAACGGCGGCCGCCGCCCGCUCGCGUUCCGUUUCCCCCUCCCCACGUACGCCGCCCCGCCUCUCUGCAGCCGCCCGCCCGCGGAGCGCCGCCGCCGGCCUGAGCGCCCGCUCGCCUCGCUUCUCGCCUCUCUCUGUGUCCGCGGCGGGCCGGUGCGAUGCGGCUGGGCCCGAGGCCCGUGGCGCUGGGGCUGCUGCUGCUGUGCGCCACGGCAGCCGGCGCCGGGGACCCCGAGGAGCUGCACUACCCGCAGGGCGAGCACCGCGCUGACUACGACCGUGAGGCGCUGCUGGGCGGCCAGGAAGAAGUAGAUGAAUAUGUUAAACUCACCCCUGAAGAGCAACACAAAAGACUGAAGUCAAUCAUAAAGAAAAUUGACUUGGACUCGGAUGGCUUUCUCACCGAAAGUGAACUGAGUUCGUGGAUUCAAAUGUCUUUUAAACAUUAUGCUAUGCAAGAAGCAAAACAACAGUUUGUUGAGUAUGAUAAAAACAGUGAUGGUAGUGUAUCGUGGGAUGAAUACAACAUUCAGAUGUAUGAUCGUGUGAUCGACUUUGAUGAGAACACUGCUCUGGAUGAUGCAGAAGAGGAGUCUUUUAGGCAGCUUCAUUUAAAGGACAAGAAGCGAUUUGAAAAAGCUAACCAGGAUUCAAGUCCUGGUUUGAAUCUUGAAGAAUUUAUUGCUUUUGAGCAUCCUGAAGAAGUUGAUUAUAUGACGGAAUUUGUCAUUCAGGAGGCUUUAGAAGAACAUGACAAAAAUGGUGAUGGAUUUGUUAGUUUGGAAGAAUUUCUUGGUGACUACAGGCGGGAUCCAACAGCAAAUGAAGAUCCAGAGUGGAUACUUGUUGAGAAAGAUAGAUUCGUGAAUGAUUAUGACAAAGAUUCUGAUGGCAAGCUUGAUCCCCAAGAGCUGUUAGCUUGGGUAGUACCCAAUAAUCAGGGCAUUGCCCAAGAAGAGGCUCUUCAUCUAAUUGAUGAAAUGGAUUUGAACAGUGACAGAAAGCUCUCUGAAGCAGAGAUUCUGGAGAACCAGGACUUGUUUCUUACCAGUGAAGCCACAGAUUAUGGCAGACAGCUUCAUGAUGAAUAUUUCUAUCAUGAUGAGCUUUAAUCCCUGGGUAUACCUGAGUAGAGUACUGGCCCUUUUUAUAAUUUGUUACCAGCUUUACUUUUGUGAUAAAAUAUUGAUGUUAUAUUUUACACACUUAAGUCUUAUCACAGUCAAAAUUAUCUUAAUGUAGAUUAUACUUUUGGCCUUUUAGAAGAAAAACAAAACAAAACCUGAUAUUUAUUUCAAAACAUAUUGAAGAAAUGAAACAGUAUUGUGCCAUAUGACAACAGUCUUUCCUAAAUAUUCUGUUUAGUACUGUAUUGUGGAAUAUUUGAGUUCUAUUUCCAUACUUGAAAAAAUGGAGGAUUUUAGAGAUGCCUGAACAAUAUUAUUUAAGUAGUAUAUGACCGAGCUAUCAAUUUUAAGUAGAUUUAAUUUGGAAACGACAGAAAGGACAUUGUUUUUAGAUUUAGCAUUUUGUUUUAAAACCUUUAAAGGAAACUUUAAAAGGACUUACACUUCACAUAUUAAUGUUGAGAAGUUCUGCUUAAUUUUAAAAUGGUUUCUAUAAAGGGUUUUAUUGUAUGAAAUAGAACUUUAUAUUUUUGCAUAUGUAUAGAUAGUAAUUAUAUUUAAUGUGUAACUAUAGCAUUAUGGUGUGUGGAAUUCGACAGUGUCCAGAACUCUUUUCUUUUUUGACUGAUUAAAAAUGAAAUGUCCUAUCUUUU